Tribolium castaneum (red flour beetle) is the source of this 754-nucleotide messenger RNA. RefSeq names its product peptidoglycan-recognition protein SC2. The record is from RefSeq and is a predicted model, not a curated record. The transcript is spliced from 4 exons. Gene Ontology annotation, molecular function: N-acetylmuramoyl-L-alanine amidase activity; zinc ion binding; peptidoglycan binding. Bases 110 to 676 code for a protein of 188 amino acids. Lineage: Eukaryota; Metazoa; Arthropoda; Insecta; Coleoptera; Tenebrionidae. Gene Ontology annotation, biological process: innate immune response; peptidoglycan catabolic process.
UUUUUAUUAGGAUGUAGCUGACCUCAGCGAACUUUCCGAUCAAACAAGGGGAAUUACAUCCAAAACGUUGUUAUAAAAAUGAUUGUUUCCCGACUUGGCCAGUCUCAAAAUGUUCCGACUGGUGUUACUCCUAGCAGCUUGGCCGCACUUGGCCCACAGUGCGUGUCCCACGGUUAUCUCGCGGUCGGAAUGGGGCGCAAGAGCGCCCAAAUCGUCCCAGCCUUUGGCCCAAAAACCAGCCCCGUUUGUGGUGGUCCACCACUCGGACGGCUCGAAUUGUCUAAGUCUCCAGGCGUGCAAAAGCCGCGUCAAAGGCAUUCAAAACUAUCACAUAGACCACAAUGGGUGGCAAGACAUCGGUUACAACUUCUUGAUUGGGGGUGAUGGCAAUGUCUAUGAGGGGCGCGGUUGGGGUAUUUGGGGGGCGCACGUGCCGAGGUACAACUCGAAAAGUAUCGGGAUUUGUGUUAUUGGAAAUUUUCAAAGCACAGCACCGACGCAAACACAGUUGGAUGCUUUGAAACAGUUAAUUUCUUGUGCCCAAGAAGGGAAUUAUGUACAGUCUGAUUACCGGCUGAUUGGGCAUCGGCAAGGGAGCAGGACCAGUUGUCCUGGUAACCAACUGUUCAAUGAAAUUGGUGGAUGGACGCAUUUUGACGCCACCGCGCGCCCCUAGCGUUUUAAAAAUAACUUGUUAAUAGAUCUGAUAUUGCAUAUUAUUUAUAUUUGUAUAUUAAAAUUUACACUAAACUUU